ACCAGAGAAAUCCUUUUCUUCUUCCAUGGCCAACCGCCUCCCUCUUGUUCUCCUCCUCCUCACCACCACCGCCGUCAUCUCAGCCGCAUCACAGCCCUCAACCACCGCCCCAACGUCACCAAUCUGGAACUCCCCACAAGAGCAAAAAAACCCCAACCCCGACACCACCAUCGAUCGCCAACAGCUUAACAACAUAAUAGACGCCCUGAUCGGAGCCGGCGACUUCAACAACUGGGAGGAAAUGCUCUCCGGUGCUGUUGACACCGCCAUGUUCCCGCUUUCCGCCACCUUCUUCAUACCCACCAACGAUUUCCCGCCAAAUCUUGACAUGGACCCUUUCAUUUUGGCCUACCAUAUCGUCCCUCAACGCCUCACUUUCUCUGAUCUUUGUCUUCUCAAGCCGUUCUCUCGCCUCCCCACUCUCUUGCCCACGAAAUCGAUUCUCGUUACAAACACUUCGGUUUUGAACUUCACUCUCGACGAUUCUGUUCUUUCUGAACCUGAUUUUUAUCUCACUUCCACCAUUUCUGUUCAUGGGGUCUAUAAUUUUCUUGACUACUCAGUUUAUGGUGAAAAUUACACUCUUUCCUUGCCUGAACCUUCACCUCCGCCACGCCCGCCUGCUCCAAAGCCGUUGUUUGUCCCCACGGAGGAGGAGAUUGGAGGCGGCCAUGGCGGCGGCGGCGAAGGCAGCCAUGGUGCUGGCAAAAGGUCUGAUGCUGCAUGCUUGUGGUGGGAGUUUCAUGUGGUUUUUGGGGGGUUGAUUGUGGGGUUUUUGGGGUUCAAGAUUUUUGUAGAGUGA
Pistacia vera is the source of this 802-nucleotide messenger RNA. Its product is annotated as FAS1 domain-containing protein SELMODRAFT_448915-like. The transcript has a single exon. Lineage: Eukaryota; Viridiplantae; Streptophyta; Magnoliopsida; Sapindales; Anacardiaceae. The record is from RefSeq and is a predicted model, not a curated record. Bases 26 to 802 code for a protein of 258 amino acids.